Cryptomeria japonica (Japanese cedar) is the source of this 1732-nucleotide messenger RNA. RefSeq lists its product as uncharacterized. The record is from RefSeq and is a predicted model, not a curated record. The transcript is spliced from 2 exons. The coding region runs from base 75 to 1076 and encodes 333 amino acids. Lineage: Eukaryota; Viridiplantae; Streptophyta; Pinopsida; Cupressales; Cupressaceae.
GUUUUAUUGAAAAGAAGGGUCCUAAUCCAUUGUCCAAUCCUCUUGAGUUUUAUGGCUCCGAUGAGGGACUUAUUAUGAUGCUUAGUGGCUGCAGAUUCAUAACACGAUUUAAUGGAGAAAGUAUUGUCUUUGGAAAAAUUGAGAAAAAAAUAAGUUGUUGCCUGGCUAACCCAAGUGGUCUUAGAAAUUCUAGUUUCAUAGCACAGACUUCUACAACAGCACAUACUCUGCCUAGGCUAAGGAUCCGAGAGAAGAGAAAUGAAUAUACUGAAAGUUUAAUAGACUCUGCUAUUUUUCUACAUCAGCAAAAGGAAAAUAAUGCAAACUUCUCCAUGCAGUUGGGAAAUGAACAUAUGAGUGGAGAGAAUGAGGUAAAUGAUUCAGUAAGGUCUGGUUUCAGUAGCAUUGUCCAAAAUGAUGACCUAGAUCCUUCAGAUACAAGGCCUUCUUGGAAAGAUCUAAAGAUGGAUUCACCCACCAAGUCAUUGAAUGAUGAUGCACUUAAGGUGGAUGAUGCUGUGGAUUUUUAUGACCACAGUGGCAUAAGUGAAACUAGCGUUGCAAAUUUUCUGAAUGAUUCACACAAAGAUUGUGUGCUUAACCAAGAUUUGCAUAAAGGCAUACGACAUUCUGAUAAUUACCCAAAAAUAUCAGAUGAUUUCAUGGAUUCAAAUGGUGAAAGAUCAUUGGAGAAUGUGGAAAAAGUCUCUUCUAGCAGUGGGAAGAUAGGAAAGGUUGAUGUAUAUGAUUACAGAGGAAAGCAGCUGGAGCCAGCUCAGCAAGGAUCAUACAUUGCAAAAGCCUCUGGGACUCAAACUUGGGAUUCUAAGGCUAAAAAUUGUUCAUCAAUGGAACAAAACAUUUCUUCUAUUGAUUUGACUUCUCAAAAUAGAAAACAAAGACAAAAGAAGAAAAGCAAAAUGGAGCAUAAAAGCAAAAGUCCAAUAGAAGCCAACCCUUCUGACAGUACUGCUGUACUACAUGGGGCUGCAAACAGGUUGAAGAAGAAGGGGAAGAAUGUUUUAUCGGCUGUGCUGGUCAAAUAUGGACAGAAUGCUGAAUCCACAAAAUCAUAGUACGAUGUUCCUCUGCUUAUCAACUAAGUGUCCCUUUGUGUGGAGUGCUCAAUCUUUUCUUUGGUAGAUACAACAAAGUUAUGAUUAUCUGAAACAGAGGUCAAUCUGGAACUGCAUUUAUUACCCCUUGCAGAAAACUAAAGUGGAAGGCACGGGUUACUUUGCAGAUCUCUAUUUAAUCACUGUUGGAUUGAGAUUUUGCAAUUAUCUCUUUUACAUUUUUGGAGAUGUUUGUCAAUCAAGCAAGGGUAGUGAUUGAUUGAAGGAAAAGUUGCAUCAUGUGAAUUGGGCACAGAGCAGAUUCAUGCAUUUUUUAUUUAUAUAGACACUCUUUUCUCAGCCGUGAAGUUAAUCUGAUGAAUGAGUUUAUAUAGUUUUUCUUAUGUCUUAGCAAUGAAAAGGGAAACUUCCUCACAUAUUAUGUACCAACUAACAAGCUUUUUUGGCAUGGUUGUAGUCAUGUGCACCAAUGGUUAGAUACCCAUACUUUGCAAGAGCAUGUAGCAGGUUUGAAAACCCUGUUGACAAAUUACAUGCCUAUUAGUACCUUUGUGUUUCAUAUAAUAUUUUCCAUUGUGUAAGAUUCCACCUUGUCAUUUUUCCAAGCUACCAAACUUUGAUAUGUAUAAAAGUUUGCGUUUAAAUUUUCAGCUACA